AAGGUAGUCAUUGUGUUUAUUAUCCAAAAUUGCAAGUAACCGUGCUUCAGUACUAAUAAUUUGUAUUUCAUUUAAAAGAAGUUGAAAAAUAUUUCCUGUUACAUCAACGGAUAACGUUGACUUUUAUUGAAUUAACGUUACAGAAAAUAAUAAACAUGGAUCUCAUGGAUAAUUCUUUCGGUAACUAUUCCAUUUUGGGGGCUCAUACUGCCAGACCAAAGAAUUUCAAAGAAACUUAUCAUCCGGUUCAACAAAACCUGAGAAAUUACAAAGCAAAAGAAAACAGAACGCUAGUUAAAGGCUUGAUGAUCACACAAGGAAUGCACAUGCCCCUACGUUUAGCUAUGGAACAAAAAGUGUUUGAAAGUGUUGGACGUCUACCAAUUUUGAAGUCAUCUAAUUUACAUGCUGAAGUAUUAAAUGACACUCUUGAUACAGUCACUGAACGAGAUUACUUAAACCCAGCAGAGUACAAUGAAACAUUAGUUCCAUCAUUUGUAGUUAUGGAUAAAGAUUUAAAAUUUUAAUUUAUAAAUUAAUAUUUAAAAACAUUACAACAUUUUAAGACAUUUUCAAUAAUACUUUUUCUAUUAUGAAAUGUUCUUUAAACAAAUAACAUAAUUUGGGUAUUGUGUACAGUGAAAUAAAUAAUAAAGUAUAAUUAUACAAUAUUUCUUAAAAUCA
Messenger RNA from Rhopalosiphum maidis (corn leaf aphid), 684 nucleotides. It is a transcript of the gene Pomp, whose product is annotated as probable proteasome maturation factor ump1. The record is from RefSeq and is a predicted model, not a curated record. NCBI's taxonomy places the organism in Eukaryota, Metazoa, Arthropoda, Insecta, Hemiptera, Aphididae. The transcript has 4 exons. Gene Ontology annotation, biological process: proteasome assembly. The coding region runs from base 156 to 527 and encodes 123 amino acids. Gene Ontology annotation, cellular component: nucleus; cytoplasm.